Messenger RNA from Octopus bimaculoides (California two-spot octopus), 3322 nucleotides. Its product is annotated as gamma-tubulin complex component 3 homolog. NCBI's taxonomy places the organism in Eukaryota, Metazoa, Mollusca, Cephalopoda, Octopoda, Octopodidae. Gene Ontology annotation, molecular function: gamma-tubulin binding; microtubule minus-end binding. Gene Ontology annotation, biological process: microtubule nucleation; cytoplasmic microtubule organization; spindle assembly. Gene Ontology annotation, cellular component: gamma-tubulin complex; spindle pole; microtubule organizing center. The record is from RefSeq and is a predicted model, not a curated record.
GUUUAACCACAGGUAAAAUAAAACGUUGCAAAAAUAUGCUCAAAAGUAUUCCAUCCGGGACCAUUCCAUCUUUUUAAGAAUAACUAGAAUUCUUUAACACAUACUCUCCAUUUAAAAGACAGUAAAUUGUGAUCUGAGAGACGUUUGACUGCUGAAAUUUCUACUAUUCUACCGAAUAUGAAGAAGCAGCGAAAGCAAUGUGUAAAGCAACGGAAGUUGGUUUGCAAUACAACGGAAGUUGUUGCUGCGCAAGUAUAAAAUAAGAAGCGGUAAACUAAAAUAAUGACUUCUCCUUCGAGACAGAAACUUUACUUAGUUUGAGGUGUCGUCUAUCUUGUCUUCGUAAUUCACCAUUCUGCAGACAUGUCUUCACAUUCUGACGGAGGAGGUCGUAUCACUUUGGCACUACAAAAGUUGUGUCGUUUAGUCACAUCUUGUUCUGAAGAUGAAAUCCUGCCUUAUUACCAACAUGCAAUCAAGAUCAUUAGCAUGCAUUUUGAUACUCCAACUAACUGUAAUGAAUUUGACAUUGUGGAGAAAAUUAAAAGACACUUAGCUAGAAAUGGAAGAGAGAAAGAAGCUGCUUCAUUUGCCAGUUCUUACAGAGUAUUCCAGAACAAUAAUACUAUCAAACAAAAGGGAUCUGUACUUGUAUUUCUGUAUCGUCUGAAAGAAAGUAACUUGCUGAACAACCAGCUGUCAACUGGACAACUGUUUGGUCAGAGCCUGACUAGUUUUUAUACCUCUACACCUAUCAUGAACGAUGCAACCCACAUUUCACAUGCUAUUGGGGAUGUCUCCUCUUCACAGUCAUCAUUUCCCAAAUCUGCAUCCGCUAGCAGUGGUUUUAGCAGUCUUCCAUCACCAGAGACACAGUUUCCUCCAAGAUUGGUAAAUGGCCAUGACCCAUCUGUAGUUAAAAGUAAGAGUUUCCCAACAGCUCUACAGAACCAACAGAAACCAGUGUCUGAUUCACCUCGAUAUACUGUCUGUUCACGGUCCAAAAGCGCAGCCAAUAUUACACCAGAUGCACGAAUACCUGUCAACAAAAGUGACAAAAUGCCUUAUGAGAUAACUGAAUCUGAGCUCUUGAAAGAUCUAGUCUAUGUGUUCCAAGGUAUUGAAGGAAAAUGGAUCAAGUUUGACCCAGCUUCUAAUGCUUACAGGAUUGAUCCUGAGAUCGGAAUAGGGAGAGCAGUGUGCCAUCGAGUCAGUAAGUUGGCAGAGUGUGGCUGGCUUCACAACAAGAUCAAAGAAUACGUGGAGUGUCACAGUCAACUAAAAGCUGUUGGUCUUGUUGAACAGAGUUUCUGUGCUGCUCUCCAUCAAGAACUGACUGAAUAUUACAGACUAAUGGCUGUCUUGGAGAGUCAGCUGCACCAAGAAGAACAAGGCAUUGUGGGAGAAUAUGGUCAUCUUUCUUUAUGUCGUAUGGUUGUGUGGACAACUGACCCAUUAAUUCGUCUCAAGGCACUAGCUGCUCUGGUUGAUGUUUGUAAAAAUAAAAGAGGUGGUGCCUUGGCUUCCACAAUAUAUUCCUGUAUGCAACAUGGCGAUCCCUACAUCAAACAAAUGCUCCAACAUCUCCUCAAUAUGGUUGUCCAUCCUAUUUAUGUGACGUUGCUGCGCUGGAUUUAUGAUGGAGAUUUAGAAAAUGACCCCUUAGGAGAAUUUUUUGUGGCCUGCAACCCUAAAAUUGGUGUUGACGUGUGGCGGAGUAAAUACAUGCUACGUACUGCUAUGAUUCCAUCUUUUAUCAGUACUGAACAGGCAGAAAAGAUCUUAAAUGCUGGCAAAUCCAUCAAAUUUCUCCACUGCGUCUGUAAUGAACAAACCCCAGCUAAAGGUCAACAAGCUGUACAAGAGAUCAAUGUUAAACAAGCUGAAUCCAUGUUUACCCAGAACACAAACUCCAGCUUUCAGCAGAUGAUUGAUUCGGUUUAUGUAGAAACCAGUCGAAGACUUCUUGAUUGCAUGCACAAAAAUUACAAGUUUAUGGAUCACCUAAAGGCACUUCGGCGAUAUCUACUUUUUGGUCAAGGAGACUUUAUCACACACCUAAUGUGUUUGCUGGAGACAGAAUUAGCAAAACCUGCUAACACCCUUUACCCUCACAACUUGACUGGGAUUCUGGAAGCUGCAAUCCGAGCAACAAAUGCUCAGUUUGAUGACAGUGAUAUUUUAGAUCGUUUGGAUGUGAAAAUGAUGGAGGUUUCCUCCCAAGACACAGGUUGGGAUGUCUUCAGUUUAUACUAUCAUGUUGAUGGACCAAUUAAAACUGUGUUCUAUGAUGAGUGUGUUAUCAUGUACUUGAAAGCAUUCAACUUCCUUUGGCGUGCUAAACGAAUGGAACAUAUUCUUGCAACAGUUUGGAAAGGACUGCUUUUCAAUGCGAAAAGCUAUCGCCAUUUACCAGAAUUGAAGAAUCCUUUGCACCGAUGUCAUGUCCAGUGUUCUAAAAUGGUGCAGUUCAUAAGCCAGCUGCAGUAUUACAUAAACUUUGAGGUUCUGGAAUGUUCUUGGGAUAAAUUGGUGAAUGAAGUGAAGAAAUCUAAAGAUUUAAAUGACAUCAUAAAGGCACAUGAUUUGUUCUUGGAAGAAAUUACAACUGGCUGUUUAUUGGACAAAGACUCUUAUAAAAUCUCAGAACAACUUCGUAGUAUUUUUGAUUUAAUUAUUAAAUUCCAAGUUGAAUUGGAAAAGAUGUAUAAAUUAAUUAAUGAGGAGAAACUAAGACGGGCAGAGAUUGAAUCUGCAAGAAAAAGGAAAACAAAUAAGGGUAUGUGGGCUUUAACUGAUGUUGAAGAAGCUCAUGACACAAAGAUGCGAGAGAUGUUCCAAGCAAAGGUCCAUAGCUGUACCACUGAAUUUAAUGUAUUGGGCACCACAUAUGAGUCAAUGGUACAGAGGUUCCUGGAUUUGUUGGACAUCAGUAAAUUUGACGUGGACCACAAGUUGCAGUAUCUCUGUUACAGAUUGGAUUUCAAUGAGCAUUACAAGACUCUUGGCUCAAUGAAAGGCAUGUAUAGCCAAUACAUUAAUGGCAUUGAGAUAUAUUAAUGUUUUGUAAACUGGCAGACAAAUCUUUCUCACUUGGUUAAUUAGCGGGGGCUCAUAUUAAUGGGAAUUCAUGACCAAGCAAUAAAUACAGCUUCUUGAAAAUUAGCUAUAAUUAGCACGACAUCUGACAGCAGUAACAGUACUUGUACAUGCAUCACAAAUGCACACUCAUACAUAAGCACACAUGCACACAGGUGUGCAUGCGUGCUCACACACAGUUAUUUUAUUCAGGUUAUAAAUAAAUUGUAUUUGUGUGUCUGUG